Molecule: messenger RNA, 565 nt
Organism: Porites evermanni
Lineage: Eukaryota; Metazoa; Cnidaria; Anthozoa; Scleractinia; Poritidae
Source: the annotation of a GenBank genome assembly
AUGGAAGAAGGAGACACAACGCGACAAAAGUGGCUGCUUGCAUUCUACAAGUACCUCCAGUUGUUAGGUGGCAAGGCAUUAUCUGCGAAACACGCCAAACAACAUGUGAGACAGAUCUUGAACAUGCUCGACGCGAUCGACCCCGACGACCAGGGCCUUAGAGUGUGGCAGUGGGCUAUGCCCUUACUCGAAAGUCAAAAGAAGAGACCAGGAACUAUUAUUUCAUAUUUAACAUCCUUGGAAAAGUUUUUUUAAAUUCGCCUUGGACAGGUAGUAUGAGAACAAGGCACCAUUUCAAUUGCCUAAAGCCAUGUGCACCUCAAUAGAGUGAGCCCAGAAAGACCUUGGUGCUUGGCAGCCAGUUGUGAGAAAGAACUACAAAAAAGACUGGCGGAGGCAUCUGAAGGAAAUGAAAGUCUCAGUACGCCCAGAAGAUGUCAAAGACCUUGACGAGACCGAGCCAGCAAAGAAAGCUAAAAAGUUGUUGAAGGCCCCCUACACGACCCUGACAACAAGGCAGUACUGCAACGUGCCAGAUUACAUCAUUGCCAGUCUGGAGAUGUAG